Beta vulgaris subsp. vulgaris (sugar beet) is the source of this 1069-nucleotide messenger RNA. Its product is annotated as vesicle-associated protein 1-2. Bases 89 to 784 code for a protein of 231 amino acids. Gene Ontology annotation, biological process: endoplasmic reticulum membrane organization. The record is from RefSeq and is a predicted model, not a curated record. The transcript has 8 exons. Gene Ontology annotation, cellular component: endoplasmic reticulum membrane; plasma membrane. Lineage: Eukaryota; Viridiplantae; Streptophyta; Magnoliopsida; Caryophyllales; Amaranthaceae.
CAAAAUUUCGUCAGUUUGCUUAAAUUAGAUCUCUUUUUCUCUCUCCUUUCUGGGUAUUUUACUGUUUCAGGUGAUUUCUUCAGAAAAAAUGAAUUCAGGGGAAUUUCUCAGUAUUCAACCUCAAGAACUUCAAUUCCCAUUUGAAUUGAACAAGCAGAUCUCUUGUACCAUGCAAUUGACCAAUAAUACUAACAGUUAUGUUGCUUUUAAGGUGAAAACAACAAAUCCUAAGAAGUAUUCUGUAAGGCCUAAUACUGGGAUUGUGUUGCCACAUUCUACUCAUGAUCUCUUAGUGACAAUGCAAGCACAAAAAGAAUCACCAGCUGACAUGCAAUGUAAAGACAAAUUUCUUCUUCAGAGUGUGAUAACAACCCCUGAGAUUACAGUCAAGGAUAUUACUUCUGAUAUGUUUAACAAGGACUCGGGGAAUCUUAUUGACGAGUGGAAAUUGAAAGUCUCCUACGUUUCACCACCACAACCUCCAUCAGCUGUACAAGAAGGAUCAGAUGAAGGUUCUGUGUCAGAUAAUGGGAUCUUUGAUGCUUAUGCAGCUGCUCCAAGAACCCAAGUUGAACCAGAAGAUGAUUCGAGCCAGGUGAACGCUAUGAUUUCUAGGCUGAUGGAAGAGAAAAACUCUGCCAUUCAACAAAACAACAAGCUUCAUCAGGAGAUGGAGCAUUUGAGGCGCAAAAUAAGUCAAAAGCGUGCUGCGAUCCUUUUCAUAUAUGUCUUCAUUGGUGAGUUAAUUGGAGUCCUUGCGGGAUACAUUGUCAAGAAAAUAUGAAGUGGGAAGAAAACAUUUAGCGUAUUUGAAGUCUUUGGGCAGCUAUUUAAGUUGUUGCAUUGAGAAGAAAGUAGCUGCUCCAGGAGGAAUUUUGAUUUGAUUUGUCAGAUAAGCACAACUGGUUUGUAUUUAAAUAACCUUUCAAUAGAUUUGUAUUUGCAUAAUAUUACCAUACAUUGUACAUCUCUUCGCGAUUGCUACACUGUUUGUUAUCAAAGCAUCGAAAGUCGAAACUGCUGUAUCUACUCAGAUAGGAGCUUCUACAAAAGUAUUUUAAUUAAACUA